This is a messenger RNA of Gilbertella persicaria, 992 nucleotides long. RefSeq lists its product as uncharacterized. The transcript has 2 exons. The coding region runs from base 78 to 971 and encodes 297 amino acids. The record is from RefSeq and is a predicted model, not a curated record. NCBI's taxonomy places the organism in Eukaryota, Fungi, Mucoromycota, Mucoromycetes, Mucorales, Choanephoraceae. Gene Ontology annotation, cellular component: mitochondrion.
CUCAAGAAUAAAAUUCGUUAUCCGGGGGAGUUUCCGGAUAAAAUAAACUCGUCUUUUUUUUUUCUUUCUUUCUCAUCAUGUCCUUUCAUCUAACUCGACUUGGUCGAUCAAGAGCUUUAUUACGAUGCCCAUCACUCAGAAGAACUGCAUUCAGUGACUCAUCACGACCUUUUCCACCUCCUCAGCCCACAAGGCCAAUUGAUAUGCUUGACGAGGCCAAAAACAAAAGUACGAUGAAUACAAGUAGUAUAUCACCUACUUUGGACGCAGUGGCAGAAGAUACCAUGUCGAGAGACAAAAAUCCAAACAGUUUUAGAAGAAGCCAUCAUUUUGAUACCUAUAAAUUACUUACUUAUCUCGAAAGUCAAGGAUUUACUCGACCACAAGCAGAGGUGAUCAUGAAGGGAAUCAAAUUUCGCUUAAGAGAAUGUACUGCUUCUGUUCGACAACAAUUGUUACUCACUUCUGAUCUCGAAAAUGAAUCGUAUCUGUUUAAGGCAGCAUUAUCAGAAUUAAGAACAGAGAUACAAGUGAUGCGAAAAAACGAUAUGCAAAUGCUUCAAACCGAAUUAUCUGUACUUACAAGGGAAGUGGAUGCAUUAGAACAAAGUCUGAAUGAAGGUGUAGCUGACAUGAAAAAUGAAAUUCAAAUGGACAUGAACAACCGAAAGAAUGAGACUCGAGAAGGACAAAAGGAAAUGGAACUCAAGAUUCAAGAAAUCAAUAAUAAGUUCACCAUUCGACUUGGUGAUAUUCGAACAGAAAUUGAAGCUGUUCGAUGGGAAACCAUUUGGAAGGGUCUAACGGGUGUUGCUUUAGCAGGCCUUACUAUUGCAAGUUUAGGCUAUUUAUUAACAAGGUAUUCAGUAAGAAAGGCAGAAAUGUUGAGAUUAGAAGAAGAUAGAAAAAAGAAGAAAAUACAAGAAGAUGCUAAUCAAGCUGGCACUGUUGAUAUGGAAGUUAUUUAUUAAUAAACAAGUUGAAAAUGAAUG